UCCCCAAAUACACCAAAUCCCUCAUGGACAAAACGUACCAGAAAACCCUGGGCUCAAAGCCCACACUCCCGCCGCCGCCGCCAUCCAGAUCCACCCCCACCCGCUGCCGAAACUGGCUGGAACUCCCGCCCGAGAUCACCGCUUCCAUAAUUUCGCGGCUCGGAGCCAUCGAGAUCCUGACGGCCGCCGAGAAGGUCUGCAGGUCAUGGCGCGCAAUCUGCAAGGACCCGCUGAUGUGGCGCACCAUCGAUAUGCGCAACGACGGCGACCUACACGACAUGACGUACGAUUUGGAGAAGAUGUGCUGCCUCGCCGUUGAUCGGAGCUGCGGUCAGCUCGUCGAUAUCACCAUCGAGUAUUUCGGCAGCGACGAGCUGCUCAAGUAUAUCACUGAUCGAUCAAGUGGAAUCAAACGCAUCCGACUAGUGCGGUGUUAUUGCAUUACGGAUGAGGGAUUGAGUGAGGUGGCUCCGAAGCUUACCAUGUUGGAGGACCUGGAAAUUUCACUUUGCACACUUUCGCAUGAACCUCUAGAGGUUGUUGGACGCUCUUGUCCGCUUUUGAAGUCUGUGAAACUGAACAACCACUGGUACCAUUUCCCGCCUGAGAAGUGUAAUAAUGAUGCAUCUGCUGUAGCAGGAACAAUGCAGGGUUUGCAGAACCUCCAGCUUUUUGGGAAUAAGCUGACAAAUGAUGGAUUGGUAGAGAUUCUUGAUAGUUGUCCUCGUCUUCAGUCACUUGAUAUGCGACAUUGUUUCAACCUUAACCUGGAGGCAGAUUUGGAGAAAAGAUUGACUAAACAAAUUAAAAAGUUACGGCUGCCUUAUGACUCCAUUGAAGACUAUGAGUUUGAUGCUAUGUCUAAUUGUUUUGAAUCACGUGAUAAUGAUGGGGGCUCCCCAUAUGGUUUUUCUGACAGUAAUUUGCUGUCUGAUGACUAUGAUGAGUAUGAAUUUUCAAGCGACGGUGACUUCUAUGACUACGAGGAUUUUGAUGAUUUUACUAGACUUGAUUUGUAUGACGUUGGUGACAUGGGUGCCCUUUCUAGUAGCUGAAGUCUGGUUUUAUUGUUAUGAACUUGGAUAGUGAAGUGAUCAGAAUUUAUAUCUCCCUCAGCUGGAUCUAGAAUUCUUGAUAGUAGCAUUGGUCUUGCUGCAUAUUUAUUGGAGCAGCUUAUCAGAGUAAUCAGACGAUUGUAAAAUUUCAAUUCAUUCCUGAAAGUUUGACAUUCAUUUAAAGUAAUCUUGGUGAUGCAGUUUUCUGAGAUUUCAUUUUUAUCACCUUGAUUUCACCCUGCAUCUGUAUUUCUCAGGAUACUAUGGAAGUCUACUGCAGUUUGUUUUCAAGCUGAGACGUGUUGCUCUAUUACAUUCUCUUGGCCCUGCGUACAAAUUCAUCAGUCGAUUACAAGUACAAGAAAGUUGGCAUAUGUCAAACUCUCAUCUCAACAUUCCAGCUUCUCUAGGAAAGGUGCGGCUUGGGUAGACCUAACUUCAUUUACGUACUUAGCAACUUGGAUUAUAGUCAUCUAUAAUCCAAGUUGUUUUUGAAACUAGGAAUCAGUCUAUUAGCUUGAUUGAUAAUAAUAGACUGAUCGUGAUGUAUAACGAACACAUUUGAGUCAAGAUAAAAAUCAUUUUCUUACCA
Messenger RNA from Argentina anserina (silverweed cinquefoil), 1647 nucleotides. RefSeq names its product F-box protein SKIP19-like. Gene Ontology annotation, molecular function: protein binding. Lineage: Eukaryota; Viridiplantae; Streptophyta; Magnoliopsida; Rosales; Rosaceae. The record is from RefSeq and is a predicted model, not a curated record. The coding region runs from base 24 to 1055 and encodes 343 amino acids. The transcript has 2 exons.